UAGCAAUUAAAUUCAUAUGCCUCAGCGCUUGCAUUGAGCCUAAGGAUUUGAGAUGGAAGUUUCGCGUAGUGUGAGUGUCCUGUCUGACUUCGAUAUAGGAAAGCAGCUCGGUCGUGGAAAGUUCGGAACUGUUUUCCUUGCUAGAACAAAAAAAUCACAUUUCCCAUGUGCAAUAAAAGUUAUAUUUAAAAAACAAAUCGUGAAAAACAAAUUAGAGCACCAAAUUAGACGUGAAAUAGAGAUUAUGUGUCAUCUGCAACAUCCUCACAUUCUUCAACUUUACACAUAUUUCCAUGAUCACAAGAGAAUUUAUUUAGUUCUUGAAUAUGCCUUCUUAGGGCAAAUGUAUACUGAGCUGCGGAGACUCGGACGCUUUAGCGAGGCACGUUCAGCUACAUACAUAUACCAGCUGUGCGAUGCACUAAUCUACUGCCACCGGAUGAAAGUAAUCCAUCGGGAUAUCAAACCUGAAAAUCUACUCAUCGGUUUUCAUCAAGAACUAAAGCUGUCUGACUUUGGAUGGGCUGUGCACGCCCCAUCACUCAGG
Messenger RNA from Schistosoma turkestanicum, 547 nucleotides. NCBI's taxonomy places the organism in Eukaryota, Metazoa, Platyhelminthes, Trematoda, Strigeidida, Schistosomatidae. The record is from the annotation of a GenBank genome assembly.